GUUCCAGCGAAACCGACUCGAAUCUAUCCACUCUUGUUUUAUCUGGGCAUGCGAGAUCCGAGCUCCGGCUGUCUCGAGAAAAUUGUGCAAAACACAUACAUACCCAAGCUGUCGAUGUACAAUAAUAAUGUCGAUAUAAAUACCGCGUCGCUGCGCGUCGUGCAUGUCACUUCCAACCCCCCUUCGGCCGGCGAGCAAAUCCGCCGCUCUCUCGUGUACGGCGGGCGGAAAAAUCAAUAGCUGCGCGCCACGAUGCUCGACGUGUUCGCCGCGCUCCUGUGUUCCCCCCCGUGCAGUCGUCUCUCGUAUUUUCCUCGCGUCGCGAGCGAGGAACGCGAAACGCUGCGUCGGAUUUUCCUCCCUUACAUGUGCCCGCCAGCGCACCACCUCGCCCGCGUGGAGUCGCUCAUGAAUCUUGAACGUUAUGCGGCGGGGCGGCGUUCGUCGAGGGUGCGGACUGAAGUAGCGUCUAUUGUUACCACGCAGUAAAAUAGAACAAUCCUGAAGAUGAUGGACGGGUCUGGAUUAGGAUAUUCGUAUCACCUCCCGUCUGCUGGUUGGAAUCUCAAGGUUAGAAAUGCGCUGUCGCAGUUCAGCGAUCUGUUCAGCGAAUUUAAUAAAUACAUCGCGCCGGCUUACCAUCAUGAUCGCUGCGAGAGAUCUGUACAAAUGCGCCUGUACUCGAUGCACAAGAGGGAAUUCGUCAUGGUGUUCGUCGCAUUCUUCGCGUGCUUCGGACUGGCGGUAUUUAUCGGCCUCGCCGGGCCGCCUAUAACAUCAACCAGCGAACAGAAAGCGCAUCUUAAUGGUAGCGAGAUGGCCACCGGUCCGUUUAUUAUGAAAACACCUCUGUUGUCCACAUACAGCCAACAGUUGUGGGUGAUUGCCAAGUUAUCGACAUCGAACAACGAUGAUGAAAGAUACGACAAGGGGUUUCAAGUCAGCGUCUCUAUAGACGGCAUCACUCCCGACCGCAAGCUCGUACCUGUGCUACCGCCGGAAGCCGGCCAUAAUCGAACGAGACAUCUGAAGUGCGAGAGGCAAUCCUGCGAGGAGCUGGUGGUCGCCCACCUCGGCUUCCUCGACUACAGUUACUACAUCAUCACCGUCCGCUUCCACGGACUCGAGAGCUUCCAUCAGCGUUACACGAUACGGCAACUCACAUUCUACUUCAAGAACUACAAUCCGGCGUUCACGCAGAUCGAGAUCUGGUUCCGGCUGAUCUUCCUGCUCACCACGUUCGGAGUGAUGUGCUGGUUCGGUCACUCGCUCAGGAAGUAUCCGCUGCACGAUUGGUCGAUCGAGCAAAAGUGGAUCUCCAUACUUCUUCCAUUGCUGAUCCUCUACAACAAUCCGCUGUUCCCUAUGACUUUCUUGGUGAACUCCUGGGUGCCCGGAAUGCUGGACGCGAUUCUGCAGACCACCUUCUUGUGCGCCAUCCUCAUGUUCUGGCUCUGCGUCUAUCACGGCCUUAGACAGAAUGAGAGACGACUCAUCACGUUUUACCUGCCUAAGCUCUUGGUUGUGGGCAUGCUGUGGGGCGCGGCGUUGACGCUCGCCACGUGGCUUCGUUGCACCGAACUGGAGGAUCCCACUUACAAUUACGUUCUCGAUACGUCUAAUUACUACGGCUUCAAGGUAUUCUUCUUCACGAUGGGCGGCUUCUACAUCGCUUACUUACUGCUUCUCAUAUUAAGGGCGUACAGCGAACUACGGUCUAUGCCAUACUUCGAUCUUCGUUUGCGGUUCCUGACGUUGCUCGCCGCGGUGGUCGCCGGCGUCUGCAGUUUAGUCACCGCUCGGCAAUUCGGAGCCGGUGUAUUGGAGGACAGCUUCGCCUCUCGCCUCUCCACUUAUUACCGCACAUCCGCACAGUUCAUGGCCCUUUACGGUCUUCUCAAUUUCUACCUGUACACCAUGGCGUACGUUUACGCGCCGGCGCUCCAGCAGGUCUACGGGCAACACUCGUCCAUAACGAAGGAUAAUCCCGCAUUCUCGAUGUUCAACGACUCGGAGGAGGAAGUGAUAUACGGAUCGGACGAGGACAGUCGGCGACCGUUGACCUGCGCCCCGCGAAACACGGAGGACAGUGACUAAGGGCCUUAAAUUAAAAGAAGAGAGGGAAGAAGCGAGGAAGAAGGGGAGCAUUUUUAAUACGCUAGUCAGAGAAUAGAUUCGUUAGAUUCGCGGAGACGAGUGAAGAAGAAGGCAAGCGACGCGACGAGACGCGCGACGGCUUCCGGGUCGCGUUUCUAGUUAUUCGCAGUCGUAUUGCCGAUCAUCGAGGUCGUCGUGAAACGAGGAAGAACGCGACGUCGCAUAGGUAGCAAUUUUGUUGAGGAAUCAAACGGUCGAACGGGCACACCGGCAACCGGAGCCACGUUUUUAAAUAGGACUCGCGGAUAUGCGUGCAUGUACAUAAAAUAUAAAUACAUAAACACACAUACACAUAUUCACAAAGUAACACUGCGAUGCCGAACUUCUCGAUUUGGAACAAUUUUUGUGGGUAUGAUAUCCGAUUUCAAAGCCGAAGCGCUUCCACUCUUCGGUGUGUAACUUUUAAAUUAUAAGAGACACAGAAAAAUGUUUACAACGAAAUGUUAAUAGUAAGUUAAGGGCUACAGAGUGGCGUAGAGAUAUUUUUGAAAAUUUGUCCUAACAAUUUUGACGAAGGAAAAGGCUUUUAUUUACAUUUUUCUUCACGUCACAUUGUAGCCCCUUAACUUACCAUUAAACUUUCAUUCAAAAUAUUUGUCUCCAUCUCCUGUAGUUUAAGAGUUAUACGCGAAGAAGUAGAAACACCCUUUCGGCUUUGAAAUCGAAAAUCAUACUUUUGAAGGGCGAACAGGCAUACCAUUAUUCAUGUAUCCAAUUGUGCCACUUUUCGAUCCAAAUCGAAGAGUUCGCGGUGUUCCCUUGUCAGACACAAAAUACACACAUACCGACAAUGUGAAAAAAUGUUUCGUGUAUCGCAUCGUAAGUAGAAAUAACGUAAUAACCAACGAUGGAGAUUCUUAUGUGAGAUUUAAACGUUUAUAUACAAAAUAGUCAUGUACUUGGAAACGAAAGAGAAAGACAGAGGAAAAGGUAGGCAAGAUACACAUGGAUCUGCCAGUUUUAGCUGCGCUUCUCGUUCAGAACGAGACUAAUGUCCCUUCUUGAGACAAAAUUUCCCAUAUGCAAUUAUAUGUAAUUAAAUGAGAAAUUUUAUCCUGUGGCUAAAACGGACGGAGCCAGCUGGAAAUGACGUUUUACUUUGGGCUCGGUAUUGUGCAGGCACUUGCGAGAGAUGUUCGUUUCUCCUCGAUGCGUUUCUCCUCAGUGGUCUGCGUAAAGGAGGAGAAUCGAUACGAGCCAACGGCGAAUUCGCGCGAGAAAUUGCAGAAUCGAAGCUGUGAAACGUCACUUUCCCUGCGAUCACACACACACACACACACACACACACAAACACAUAUGAGUCGUCGAUUCCUCCCGGUAUCUCGAUCGUCAACGUGAAUUCCAAGUGUGCACUCACCGCGAUCAGAUCCGCACCGACGACACGUCGACAACGUGCGCCGACAGGAACAAGUGAAACGGCGAAACGAGAGCCAACAAAUGUUGCAUUACGUUACACGUAAGAUAUUACAAUAGUUUUUAUACGAAAUGUAUUUAACUGUUUGGUAUGGCGAGUUUAAUAAAAAUAAGAGACACUCACAUAGAAGAGCAUACGUCAGCAAGCGUAGCAUCACCGAGCGGAAGUAUUAACGAGGAACUACCUGGGAAAAAGUGAUUAUAUAUAAUUUUAUACGAUUAUGCGUAAUCUUCUUUUCCCCGGGAAGAGAAAGAGAUGAAAAGUGCGCGCGAGUGCGAACACCGGUAUGAAAUUCGCAUGUUUUAUACCCGAGAUCGCGGUUGCGUUUCGAAAGGAAAAAAAAAAUAUGGAAGUCGAGAUGUAGAUAUGUUUUGAGAAAUAUAGCGCUGCCAUCCAGUUAUCGAGACAAAAAGUGAAAUAGUGAUUGCUUCUUGGUGGAAAGUGGGUUUCAGAGGGUGAAAAGUGAUCUUUCAGACAUAAAAAUUAUGACCGAAAGUGACACUUUUUGUCAAAUUCUGAAAGUAACCAAGAUCAUUUAAGCAAAAAAUAAUACUUACCUUAUAAUAUAUACAU
Molecule: messenger RNA, 4144 nt
Organism: Dinoponera quadriceps
Lineage: Eukaryota; Metazoa; Arthropoda; Insecta; Hymenoptera; Formicidae
Product: transmembrane protein 181
Exons: 13
Coding region: 508-2097 (529 amino acids)
Molecular function (GO): toxic substance binding
Source: RefSeq, a predicted model, not a curated record